Molecule: messenger RNA, 672 nt
Organism: Kuraishia capsulata CBS 1993
Lineage: Eukaryota; Fungi; Ascomycota; Pichiomycetes; Pichiales; Pichiaceae
Exons: 1
Coding region: 1-672 (223 amino acids)
Source: RefSeq, a predicted model, not a curated record
AUGAAGAUACUCGUGAUAAAUCCUACUAGUUCCCCUUCCCUUGAGGACAAUCUCAGGGUGUGUCUACAAGAUCGCACUAGGCUUCCUGUCGGAUUCUACACAUGCUCCAACUCCAAAUGCCCCAAGGAAAUUUAUAAUGUCUCACAAGAGGUGGAAUCUGCAUAUCUAUGCUUCGAAGAACUUAAAAACAUGCACCAAGACUAUGAUGGCUUUUUGGUGUGUUGUUUCUCCGACCAUCCUCUGGUGUACAUGCUUAGAGAGCUCGUUGGAAAACAGAAACCGGUCACAGGAAUUUUUCAGGCGAGCAUACUACACUGCUUGGCCUUAGAUGUCGGAAACUUUGCAAUUGUCACCACAACCAACUCGUGGAAGCCGCUUUUGGACAAGGCCGUAGACAACUAUUUGGGCACCGGUUCAGCAGUGAAGUUCAAGGGAACAUUUGGAACCGGAUUGGGUGUUCUCGAAGUGCACGCUUUUGGCACUGCAAUUCUGGAUAAAUGCAAAGAAGUGGUUGAAAAGACAAACGUGGAAGUGAUAUGUUUAGGAUGUGCUGGUAUGGUUGGACUUGCCAAAGAAGUGGAGGAAAAGCUCGAAAGGGAGGUGAUAAUAGUUGAUGGUGUUCUGAGUGGUGUGGCCUUUGUGGAGUCGUUGAUAAUUGCGCGGCAGAGCUAA